Pteronotus mesoamericanus is the source of this 1305-nucleotide messenger RNA. RefSeq names its product cyclin E1 (gene CCNE1). Lineage: Eukaryota; Metazoa; Chordata; Mammalia; Chiroptera; Mormoopidae. The transcript has 12 exons. Gene Ontology annotation, biological process: regulation of cyclin-dependent protein serine/threonine kinase activity; G1/S transition of mitotic cell cycle. The record is from RefSeq and is a predicted model, not a curated record. Gene Ontology annotation, cellular component: cyclin E1-CDK2 complex; nucleus; cytoplasm. The coding region runs from base 69 to 1301 and encodes 410 amino acids. Gene Ontology annotation, molecular function: cyclin-dependent protein serine/threonine kinase regulator activity.
CUCGGCGCGUGCUGCCUGCCUGUCGCGACCCGGCUUCUGGCCUCAGGUUUGACCCCGCGCCCCACGCCAUGCCGAGGGAGAGGAGGGAGAGGGAUGCCAAGGAGCCGGACGGCAUGAAGGAGGAGAGUGGCGCCGAUGUCUCUGCUCACUCCAGGAAGAGGAAGGCAAACGUGGCCGUUUUUUUGCAGGAUCCAGAUGAAGAAAUUGCCAAAAUCGACAGGACCGUGAGAAGCCAGAGUGGCAGUCAGCCCUGGGACGGCCACGCAGCCUGUGAGAACCCGUGCUCCCUGAUCCCCACGCCGGACAAGGACGAGGACGAGCCGGGGUACCCGGGCUCCGCACACAAGCCCCCCAUCGCCAGGCCAGCCCGGGCCUCGCCCCUGCCUGCGCUGAACUGGGCAAAUCGAGAGGAGGUUUGGAAAAUCAUGUUAAACAAGGAAACGACCUACUUGAGGGACAAGCACUUUCUGCAGCGGCACCCUCUUCUGCAGCCAAAAAUGCGAGCGAUUCUUCUGGACUGGCUGAUGGAGGUGUGCGAAGUCUAUAAACUGCACAGAGAGACGUUUUACUUGGCCCAGGACUUCUUCGAUCGAUACAUGGCGACACAACAAGACAUCGUGAAAACGCUUUUACAGCUCAUUGGCAUCUCCUCUUUAUUUAUUGCUGCCAAGCUGGAGGAAAUCUACCCCCCCAAGUUGCACCAGUUUGCUUAUGUCACGGACGGGGCGUGUUCGGGAGAGGACAUUCUUACCAUGGAACUAAUCAUCAUGAAGGCUCUUAAGUGGCAUUUAAGUCCCCUGACCAUCGUGUCCUGGCUGAACGUGUACAUGCAGGUGGCCUACCUGAACGACUUGUACGAAGUGCUCCUGCCUCAGUAUCCCCAGCAGGUCUUCAUCCAGAUUGUGGAGCUCCUGGAUCUCUGCGUCCUGGACAUUGGCUGCCUGGAGUUUUCCUACGGCGUCCUUGCCGCCUCUGCGCUGUACCACUUCUCCUCAUCCGAGCUGGUGCAGAAGGUCUCAGGCUACCAGUGGAGCGACGUGGAGAAGUGCGUCAAGUGGAUGGUCCCCUUCGCCAUGGCCAUAAGGGAGAUGGGGAGCUCGAAGCUGAAGCAGUUCCGGGGCGUCCCGGCCGAAGACGCCCACAACAUUCAGACCCAUCUGAACAGCUUGGACCUGCUGGACAAAGCCCAGGCCAAGAAAGCCUUGCUGUCCGAGCAGAACAGGGUCUCCCCGCUCCCAUCUGGCCUCCUCACCCCGCCCCCGAGCGGCAAGAAGCAGAGCGGCGACCAGGAAGCAGCGUGACACU